UUAUCUAUUAUUCUUCAAGGUCAACCGUGUUUUGAGUAUAUUUAUCAAUUUUAUCAUGAUUUGUGGAUUUUGUUGAUUUUAUUGAACAUUUUUUAACACUUGAACAGGAAAUGAUCAAUUACAGUGAUAUUCAAAAAACAUUCAAACCAAAACUAUAUUAUCUGUAAUGGCACAUGCGCAUUACAGAUAGAGAAAGUAUCAGCCGUCAGAAGUGCAGAAGCUGCUGUCACCUGACAUGCUGUCAAUAUUUUUGUAAUAAAUAAUACUGAUGAACAUUAUUGCGAUAAAAAACUGUGUUGAUUUAAUCAAUGUUUUUUUUAAUUGAAUCAAUUAAUAUAUUUUUUACUGUGUUUCAUACUAUUUGCAGAAUUUAUUGUGUUCCACUUAGUUUAUGCAAUGGAGAAUUCCAACAGAGUUGCAUAUGAUCCGGGAUGGAAUGAUCCACCACUAUUCUCUUACGACAGCCAGACUACUCAGGUGAAACAAGAGAAACGAGGAACUUUGCUAAAUAAGAGAGUGGCCUUUCCUCUACAAAAUGAUGGCUCUAAAAAUAAUGGUCCAUCAAAUCAUCCUCCCCUAUCUGCACCACCUAUUCCUGGUGCUAUGCUCUCGCCCUCCCCCAUCCCUAAUAGCAAUGCAGUGCCUAAGCAACCAGCCAGUGACAAUGACCAAACUAUUGUGCGAGAAGAAGCAAUUGACGUGAUAAUGAAUAAUUUAAACUCAGUCCUGGAUAAUAUUUCUGAAAACAGUGAACUCCAAGAAAAAGUGCCUGAAAUACGUAGACGAAUCAGUAUGAUUGAGAAACUUUGGAAAGAUGGGAAGUUCUCCAACUCAAUUAAGCAGAAAAUUCUAAAACUAUCCGAAGCUAUCAAAUCAGGGGAUGGCGAGAGUGCCGAUCACAUUCAAAUUGGCCUGAUGAUCGACCAUGCAGCUCUUUGCAGCUCUUGGAUGACGGGACUCAGGCAUCUCAUUCAUGCAUUGAGAGCAAGUUGAUAGCAGCUCGGCUACAACCUGAACAUAAACAUUAUUAAUGCGAUACACCCUUUCCAAUAAGUAUAAGAAUUGCUUACCGUACCGAUUUUAUCUUAUCUAGUCCUAGAUAUUUUUUCUAUUAGCUUUCAAUAAAACUAUGUAUUCGUUAUUGAAUUUUAAUAUUGGAAAUAUUAUUUUCUCUAAUCAAUUCCGUCUCCUAUGGGUUAUAUUGUGAUAGAUCUACAAGAAGAGUGGUCUAGUGCAAAAUGUGUAAUUUUUUUCAAUCAGAUAUAGGUUGUGAUAAAUUGUCAACUUAUUGAUGGUUUGUAGAAUUGCUCCAUAAAGAAAUUAUCAUAUUUUAUUUUUCAAUCAAAUAUAGGUUGUGAUAUAUUGCCAAUUUAUUGAUGGUUUGUAGAAUUGCUCCAUAAAGAAAUAAAAUAUAAUUUCAUAUACUA
Molecule: messenger RNA, 1427 nt
Organism: Nilaparvata lugens (brown planthopper)
Lineage: Eukaryota; Metazoa; Arthropoda; Insecta; Hemiptera; Delphacidae
Product: steroid receptor RNA activator 1
Exons: 4
Coding region: 397-993 (198 amino acids)
Biological process (GO): regulation of transcription by RNA polymerase II
Cellular component (GO): nucleus
Source: RefSeq, a predicted model, not a curated record